GCUACCCGUGACAUCAGAGGGCGGCUGUCACUGUGUCUGUCUUCGUGUGGUGCGCAGGGCGGCGGCGGCAGAAGGAGACUGGAGAGAGGCGGCUUCCAAUUCCAGGGGUCAGUGAGGGCUGGGAGACGCGCACACCAACACACUUCCGCGCUCCCGUCACUCUCUCACACACCUGUUGGUCUAGCGAGAGUGCAGGUGUUUGUCUCGUGUGUAGCGUGGCGAGAGAGAGCAGAAUGUGGGAGGAAAAAAGCAAAAUCACUGAGCGAAAUAUAAACACCAGAUUCUAAUUGUCCUUAAAAAAUAAAGAAAAAAAACGUAAAAAAAUGAAACAAACUCUAUAUUUUAACACAGAAAAAGAAAAAUAAGAAAAAAUAACAUCAAAUACACACCGGUGAACAUUUAACGAAAAAAAAACAAAGUGGUGAACGUAUAACAAAAAGAAAACGAAGUGGUAGCGGUUGGUGACAAAAAAAGAAAACGGGAAACGAGUCAACUAGAAAGAAAAAAAAUGGGAAAAAUGAAAAGUUGCCAGUGAAAAUGAAUCACAAGGAAAAAACCGAGAAAGUGAGAAAGUGAGAGGAAGAGAGACUUAGAGAGAGGUCACAUUCCCCUCAUGCCAACCUUAGGGGACCUCACCUUGCCCCCUGAGCCUCCCACUAACGCUAGGGACCUCGAUGUGGCCCUUAGACCCUUAACCCUCAACCUCACUAACCUUCUCGCUACCCCUCACAAUGUUACUCUUGGAAAUCUAACAUGGGAGGAGGAAGGGGAGGAGGGCACAGGUGGGGGAGGAACUGGGUCACCUCCUGCCAACUGGUGGGGACUGGUGGCGCUACUGGUGGUGUUGUUGACGUUGUUUGGAAAUAUACUGCUGAUUUUGGCCAUCUCGUGGGACAGAAGGCUUCAGAACAUGACCAACUACUUCCUGCUCUCUCUCGCGGUGACGGAUCUCAUGGUGGCCUCCCUCGUCAUGCCGCUCUCCAUUGUUGUCCUCGUUCUUGGUCACUUCCCGUUUUCGUCCGAGCUGUGCCUGUUAUGGAUUUCCCUGGACGUCCUCUUCUGCACCGCCUCCAUCAUGCACCUGUGUACCCUCUCCGUGGACCGCUUCCUCUCCCUCAGGUACCCCAUUAAGUUUGGGCGGCAGAAGACGAGGCGGCGCGUGGUGCUGAAGAUCGUGCUGGUGUGGUGCUUGUCGCUGGCCGCCUCGCUGCCGCUGUCCCUCAUGUACGCCACGGCGCCACACACCACCAUCGUGGACGGUGUGUGCCAGAUCCCCGUGUCACUGUUCCAGAUCAUCGCCUCUGUCAUCUGCUUCUACAUCCCGCUGGUCAUCAUGCUGGUCACCUACGCCCUCACGGUGCGCCUCCUCUCACAGAAGCAGAGUGAGCUGCAUCCCUCCGUGCUGGAGCCAUCCUCAGCCUCCGCCUCGCCUUCGCCGCGCUCCCUGCGCUGGAAGAAGCUGCUGUGCAAGACCACCUCCACCCUCAGCACCAGCACGGCUGUGUCCCUCACGGACGGCGAGGUGAGCGAGGCCGCCUGUCGCCCCGAGCCCUGCGGCUCCCACGCCACCAAGCUGCGGCGCCUGGGCAGCAGUAGCAGCAGCAGCCCUCAACGCCGCCCGCCCCUGGUGCGCUACCCAACCCACUACCACCACCAUCACCAACAACGCGCCGCGUUGGUGCGGGCUGACGGGUGCGGCAUGCGCGGCUACUCCACGCGGGAGCUGCGGGAGCCCGAGGAGCAGCCCUUCUCGCAGCUCACUGCCGCGGCGCCCGCCUACGAGAUGAGCGUGCUGCCCCCCGCCGCCCGCUCCGCACCCUCUUCCACCGCCACCUCGCCCCUCCACCUCCGCCACCACCACCACCACCGCCAGGGGGGCGCCCCGGACCACGACGACGACUCCAGCGCCGCCCUUAGCUGCGAGCAGAACGGCGAUCCCCGCGGCGGCGUGAGGGAGCGGGAGCGGUGCGGCGAGGAGUGCGGGGGCAGCAUGGGCGCGGGUGGGGCGGGCGGAAGGCAGGUGACGGUGCCGUGCAGCUGCGCCCCGCGGUUCUUCCUGGAGGACAUGAAGGCGCCGGACAGCCAGUGCGAGGAAUGCGCCGUGCCGCAGCCCGAGGUGGCCGUCCACUACACGCCGCCCACGCCGCGCCGCAGCCGCGACAUCACGCAGCCCCAGGAGGAGAGGAGCUGCUGUUGCUGCUGCUGCCUCGCCGCCUUCACCCGCCUCACCCGCCGCCACCGCGCCCGCGAGGCGGGCGCCCCACUGUCGUCGCCGUGGCACGAGGGGUCCCCGAGAGCCCCUAAGGACAUGGUAACCCGCGCCGCCCUCAGGUCCGGCGGGCAGGUGACCACACUCCUGCAGAAGGGAUGCGCCACUGAUUCUGGUUCAUCGCCUCGUGGACUGUGGCGGCAACAGUCCUGCUCCGCCUCCAUCAAAUUCGUGUCUUCGAAGAGGCACGGCAGGACCCUCAGGAUGGAGCAGAAGGCGACGAAGGUCCUGGGAGUCGUUUUCUUCACGUUCGUCCUGCUGUGGGCCCCGUUUUUCAUUGCCAACGUCCUCAUUUCCUGCGGCGCACACAUUGGAGAGGAGAUGAUUAACCUGGUCACUUGGCUGGGUUACGCCUCCUCCAUGGUCAACCCUUUUUUCUACACCUUCUUCAAUAAAACCUUCAGACAAACCUUCCUCAAGAUCAUCAAGUGUGAGAUUAAGACCAGCAGGAAGUACCAUCUGUGAGGUUACGAGUUUGUCAUGUCCAGUUAUGUUCUCCUUUGUUGAUGUGCAGUGUGUCUAUUAGAGGAAACGUGUUUGUGAGUCUAAGGUGCGUAUUCAGAAACACUUUGCUCACUUUGCUGGGUCUACUCUCUCACCAUGAAUUUUUCCAAGGCCACAGAGAUGAUUAGCGGGGUUUUCAAGAGCGUUUCUCCAGUUAAUAUAGCA
Portunus trituberculatus (swimming crab) is the source of this 2938-nucleotide messenger RNA. RefSeq names its product 5-hydroxytryptamine receptor 2B-like (gene 5-HT2B). The transcript has 7 exons. Gene Ontology annotation, molecular function: neurotransmitter receptor activity; G protein-coupled serotonin receptor activity. Bases 614 to 2734 code for a protein of 706 amino acids. Gene Ontology annotation, biological process: G protein-coupled receptor signaling pathway, coupled to cyclic nucleotide second messenger; chemical synaptic transmission. The record is from RefSeq and is a predicted model, not a curated record. NCBI's taxonomy places the organism in Eukaryota, Metazoa, Arthropoda, Malacostraca, Decapoda, Portunidae. Gene Ontology annotation, cellular component: membrane; dendrite.